Molecule: messenger RNA, 1872 nt
Organism: Chanos chanos (milkfish)
Lineage: Eukaryota; Metazoa; Chordata; Actinopteri; Gonorynchiformes; Chanidae
Product: guanylate-binding protein 1-like
Exons: 9
Coding region: 1-1872 (623 amino acids)
Molecular function (GO): GTP binding; GTPase activity
Source: RefSeq, a predicted model, not a curated record
AUGAAUAACCACCCAAACCCCAUGAAGUCGCCUCUAUGUCUAAUUGAGAAUGUUCACGGAGAGCUCCGCACUGGUGAACAGGCCUUGGAAUAUCUGAGGGGAAUCUCAGAGCCAGUGGUUGUGGUGGCAGUAGUGGGGUUGUACCGCACAGGGAAAUCCUACCUCAUGAACCGCCUGGCCGGGAAGCAAACAGGUUUUGCCCUGGGCAACACCAUAGAGUCCAAGACAAAGGGCAUCUGGAUGUGGUGUGUUCCUCACCCAAAGAAACCUGGACACACUCUAGUGCUGCUGGACACUGAGGGACUGGGAGAUGUGGACAAGGGAGAUUCGAAGAAUGAUGCCUGGAUCUUCUGUCUGGCUGUUCUGCUGAGCAGCACUCUGGUGUAUAACAGCAGAGGGACUAUCGAUAACCAGGCAUUGGAGAAACUCCACUACGUCACGGAGCUGACGGAGCAGAUCAGGGUAAAAUCAUCAGGUGCUUCAUCAGCGGGAGAUGAGGAAGAUGAGCAGGAUGCUCAGUUUGUGAAGUUCUUCCCUAACUUCGUGUGGACUGUCCGAGACUUCACCCUGGAACGGAUAAUCAACGAUAAAGAUGUCACAGAAGAUGAUUACCUGAAUUUUGCCCUAAAUCUGAAGAAAGGCUUGGGAAAGAACGUGAUCAACUACAACCUGCCGAGACAGUGUAUUCGCAACUACUUCCCAUCUCGGAAGUGCUUUACCUUCCCGUUCCCAACUGCUCCGGAGAACAUGAAGAAUCUGGAGAGCAUGGAUGUGAAUGACCUUUGCCUUGAAUUUCGGGAGACUGCCGAUCGUUUCUGCGAAUACAUCUUCACAGAGAGCCGAGUGAAAACGGUGAAGGGAGGACAGGUUGUCAACGGAAGAAUGCUGAGUCAUUUGGUGCACACCUACGUGGACACGAUCGCCCGUGGCGAUGUUCCCUGUCUGGAGAACGCGGUGGUUGCCAUAGCGCAGAUUGAGAACCAGGCUGCGGUGAAGGAGGCGUUUCACGUGUACAAGUCUGGGAUGGAACAAGUGCUGAAUGAAGUGCCCCUGGAGCUGAAUGAGAUCCUCUCCCAACACAAGAAGAUCAACACCAUGGCCACAGAGGAGUUCAUGAAACGCUCCUUUAAGGAUGAGACUGGGGUGUAUUUGAAAGAACUGGCUGAGACCAUUGAUAAACACUGCGCUGACAUCUUGCACCAGAAUGAUCAGGCCUCAGAGAAAAAAUGCCGGAAGCUCCUCAUGGACUUCUACGCACCAGUGGCUCAGAAGCUCCAGGAGGGACGCUAUGCCCAGCCUGGUGGAUAUGAGGUGUACUGCAGAGACCGCGAUAACAUACUGGCUCAAUAUCAUAAGCAGGCCAACAAAGGAGUCAGGGCAGAGGACGUGUUGGAGGAGUUUAUGAAGGAGAGGAGUGCAGAGUCCAACUCCAUCCUGCAGGCCGAUCAGAAACUGACUGAAAACGAGAAGAGGAUACAAGAGGAGAGGGAAAGAACUGCCUUGAUGGAGCAGAGGGUAAAAGCAGAGCAGGAAAAGAAGGAGGAGAUGGAGAAAUCAAUAGAAGAGGAGCGUCGGAGCCAGAGGGAGAGGCUGAAGCAGAUGGAGGAGAAGAUGGAGGAGGAGAGGCGUCAGCAGCAGAAAGAAAUGCAGUUGGCCAUAGAGAGCAAACUGAAAGAGCAGAGAGAUCUAUUAGAAAAGGGUUUCAAGGAGAAGGCUGAUCUGCUGAAUGAGGAGAUCCAGCAGCUAAAGAAAGAAAAAACUAAGAGUUCUGGAGGUGUCUUCAAAGACUUUGUCAUGCCUCUCUUAAAGACAGGCACUGAGGUGUUCUCCACAUUCCUCCAGUAUAAGACAAUGGGCAAAGUUUUAAAAUGA